Molecule: messenger RNA, 1030 nt
Organism: Tricharina praecox
Lineage: Eukaryota; Fungi; Ascomycota; Pezizomycetes; Pezizales; Pyronemataceae
Product: Intradiol ring-cleavage dioxygenase
Exons: 6
Coding region: 1-957 (318 amino acids)
Molecular function (GO): ferric iron binding; oxidoreductase activity, acting on single donors with incorporation of molecular oxygen, incorporation of two atoms of oxygen
Source: RefSeq, a predicted model, not a curated record
AUGACAAUGAAGCUCACAUCACUCAUUCUCUUCGCGGCGGCGGCACUUCUCCCGGCUGCCGUCGCGCAUCCCGCCGACGAGUCUGUCCAAGCGCUUGCGGCGGCAAAGCGCCACACCGAUAACGCCAUUCGCUCGUUCGAGGCGUGUCAAAACAAGCUGCUGAGGAACCGCGAGCUCCAUGACCGCCGGUUUGCGAAGCGCAAGGCGUGGAUCAAUGAGCAUGCUGAGAGGCGCGGGGUUCGGAGACGGAGUGUGGCGAAGAGAGGCGCGGGCUUGGACCUCGAGGAGAGGCAGGCCAGCUGUGUUUUGGCUCCGGAGGUCACGAUCUGUAAGCCCAUCCGUAAGGAUAAUCGAGAGGAGGAGCCUGGUGUAGAGCUGCUCCUCGAACUGCAGUUCAUCAACGUGGCGGACUGCACGCCGUUAGAGGGAGAAUAUGUUGAUAUGUGGCAUGCCAACGCGACCGGAUCGUAUUUUGGUUUCCGUGCCGAGCGGACCAGAGGCGAAACCUGGCUGCGCUGCCUGCAGCCCACGGACGAGAACGGAGUUGCAAAGUUCACGACCAUCUGGCCUGGGCACUACCGCGGACGUGCGAUCCACACGCACAUCCUCGUGCACACGGGAGGAACAGUCAGGGAAACACCUACUUCGGCGGCCAACGGCCGCAUAUCGGACAGGUCUUUUAUGACCAGAACUUUAUCGCCCGGGUUGAGAGGAAGGUGCGGCUGCGUUCCUACUCCCACUUUCGCUACCAAAGAUGACCCUACGUACCGUGCUAAUGUAACCAAUUUGAAGGAACCAGACGCUUCCAAUAGAAAGCGUCUCACGCUGAACUCUGAGGAUCGCAUCUUUAAGCGGCAGAUGAAUGGCUACAAUGGCAUCGCAAAGACUGAUCUCCUGGGACGCAGGAUCGCCGACGGCGUCAUCGCUUCGAUCGUGGUAGGAAUCAGUCUGGAAUAACUAUCUACUAUAGUGGCGGGACCUGUAUAAUCUACUAUAUAUUUCUCCGUCAUCUUCUGUGUGCUGUAAGCCU